Messenger RNA from Budorcas taxicolor (takin), 894 nucleotides. RefSeq names its product coiled-coil domain containing 196 (gene CCDC196). Lineage: Eukaryota; Metazoa; Chordata; Mammalia; Artiodactyla; Bovidae. The record is from RefSeq and is a predicted model, not a curated record. The transcript has 10 exons. The coding region runs from base 1 to 894 and encodes 297 amino acids.
AUGACAAGUGCUUCAAACUCUCCAGAAUCUUACUUAUCUUCCAAAACAAGAAGUUCUAAAUUAGAUGACAACUACUUGAAGGAGUUAAAUGAGGACUUAAAACUGAGGAAGCAGGAACUGCUGGAGAUACUAAAACCUCUAGAAGACAAGAACAACCUGUUGUUCCAGAAGUUGAUGUCUAACUUGGAGGAAAAACAAAGAAGUCUACAGAUCAUGAGGCAGAUCAUGGCAGGGAAGGGGAAUGAUGACUCCUCAGUCAUUGAGCUCGUUAAGGAAGCAGAAGAGAUGAAGCAGAAUCUGGAGAGGAAAAACAAGAUGCUUCGGAAGGAAAUGGAGAUGCUGUGGAACAAGACAUUCAACAUGGAAGAAUUCAGUGAUGAAGAAAAAGUACUGCAAAUAAAGAACAAAACAGACUUACAGGAUGGAAAGGCUCCCAAAACCCCCUCAUCGUCUAGGAAGACCAAGAAUGAACUGGAGAUAUUGUGUGCAGAGAAAGUGAAGGAAAUAAGGAAGGAAAAGAAACAGAGGAAAAUGGAAUGGGUCAGGUAUCAGGAACAAGCCAACAUCAUUCAGAAUGACUUUAAUGGCAAAGUGAUUGAGCUGAGAAUCGAAGCCUUGAAGAACUACCAGAAGGCCAAUGAUCUGAAGUUAUCACUGUACAUACAGCAGAAUUUUGAGCCAAAGCAAGCAGUUUUGAAUCUUCCCAGACCCCAAGGUACCAUGGACACUACAACGAUGAACGGAGCAACUACCUGCAAAAAUGAAUCUAAUGAGAGAAUUCUGGGAUCAAAGACCUACACAGAACAACAAAGAGCUAAAGGAAGUCAGUUUGAUGAUGCAAGAGGGAGGCUCUUUUUUCUGAGGUCAAGGCCAGAUGAAGUGCUGAAGGAUUAG